GCAGUGAGGCCAGGAACAGCACAAGAUGGCGGACGUGCUGAGCGUCCUGCGUCAGUAUAAUACACAGAAGAAGGAGAUUAACGUUAAGGGGGACGAGGUCAUUUUCGGGGAGUUCUCGUGGCCCAAGAAUGUCAAAACCAACUAUGUUAUCUGGGGGACUGGAAAAGAAGGCCAACCCAGGGAAUACUAUACGCUUGACUCAAUCUUAUUUCUGCUCAACAAUGUGCAUCUGUCUCACCCUGUCUAUGUCCGGCGUGCUGCCACUGAAAACAUUCCUGUGGUCAGAAGACCCGACAGAAAGGAUCUGCUUGCUUACUUAAAUGGGGAGACAUCGACGUCUGCUAGUAUAGACAGGAGUGCACCGCUGGAAAUUGGACUUCAGCGAUCCACACAAGUGAAAAGAGCAGCAGAUGAAAACUUGGCAGAGACCAAGAAACCAAGGGUAGAGGAUGAAGAACGAGUGCGUCUUGACAAAGAGCGGCUGGCCGCUCGAUUGGAAGGUCACAAAGAAGGAAUUGUGCAGACAGAACAGAUUCGAUCACUUUCAGAAGCUAUGUCUGUUGAGAAAAUCGCUGCUAUUAAAGCCAAAAUCAUGGCGAAAAAAAGAUCAACCAUCAAAACCGAUCUGGAUGACGACAUAACUGCCUUAAAGCAGAGAAGUUUUGUGGACGCAGAAGUAGAUGUUACAAGGGAUAUUGUCAGCAGAGAGCGAGUCUGGAGGACAAGAACAACCAUUUUACAAAGUACAGGCAAAAAUUUUGCAAAAAAUAUAUUUGCCAUUCUUCAGUCUGUGAAAGCGAGAGAAGAGGGACGCGCACCUGAACAGAGGCCGGCACAAACCACAGCUCCUGCGGACCCAACAUUAAGGAGCAAACAACCUAUCCCAGCAGCGUACAACAGAUACGAUCAGGAACGGUUUAAGGGCAAAGAGGAAACGGAGGGAUUUAAGAUCGACACUAUGGGAACAUACCACGGGAUGACACUGAAGUCUGUGACUGAAGGCGCCUCUGCUCGAAAGACUCAGACUCCAGCUGCUCAACCUGUGCCAAGACCAGUUUCCCAAGCAAGACCGCCUCCAAACCAGAAGAAAGGUUCACGUACACCUAUAAUAAUCAUACCUGCCUCUACCACCUCUCUGAUAACAAUGCUAAAUUCAAAAGAACUUCUGCAGGAUCUCAAGUUUGUUUCCUCAGAUGAAAAAAAGAAGCAGGGCUGUCAGCGAGAUAAUGAAACCUUAAUUCAGAGGCGAAAGGACCAAAUGCAACCAGGAGGCACCAGUAUUAGUGUUACCGUCCCAUACAGAGUCGUAGACCAGCCACUGAAACUGCUGCCACAGGACUGGGAUCGUGUAGUGGCUGUGUUUGUUCAAGGCCCUGCUUGGCAGUUCAAAGGGUGGCCGUGGGUCUUGCCUGAUGGAUCACCUGUUGAUAUAUUUGCAAAAAUUAAAGCUUUCCACCUCAAAUAUGAUGAACACAAAAUAGACUCAAAUGUACAGAAAUGGGACGUGACACUUUUAGAAUUAAGUUACCAUAAGCGGCACUUGGACAGACCCGUUUUCCUGAGAUUCUGGGAAACAUUGGACAGGUAUAUGGUGAAACACAAAUCCCACUUAAGAUUCUGAAUGCCUGGACGCAUCCUUUGCUACCUGAGACGAAUGGAUUGUGACUCCGCUCCCAUCUGGAGAUUAAGACUGUUCAGAUUUGUAAAAUUACCCACCUUGAGCAAACCGAUCUUCAGAGUCCUGAUGGUUUAAGGACAAAUUGCAAUCAUUUAGUUAACGAGGAUAGCAUACUAUUUUUAGCUAACGUCUGCAUUGUCUGCAAUUCAAAUUGACUAUUUUGAUAGGGAAAAUAUCCUUUUUUUUUUUUUUUUAAGCAAUAUUUUGCCCCUACAAAGACAGUACUGAGUUCCUGAUGUGUAAGCUGCAUCUUCUCUAAUGUACACUGCUAUUUUUUGUUUGAAUAUGUUCCUUUUUAAAAAACAAACAAAAAAUCUAAAAAAAAACCUCAGUUCAUCACCUGUAAUUAUCAAUCAUGUUACAUGCAGAAUCACUGGUAAGCACUGCACUGGCAGUAUGAUGCGUCUCCGACAGUUGGAUAGGAAAACUGCAUGUUGGGUACAAAAACCAGUGUUUUUUUUUUUUUGUUUUGUUUUUUGUUCAUCGGAAAAAUGUAGAUAAAGUUUAUUUCAAAGGUAUUUUUUCCCCCCUCCUUCUGCAAACCUAUAAAGUUGUUAAAAAAAGAAAUAAAAAUAAAAAACAAAUUAAAGUUAAAAUGAA
Molecule: messenger RNA, 2278 nt
Organism: Bombina bombina (fire-bellied toad)
Lineage: Eukaryota; Metazoa; Chordata; Amphibia; Anura; Bombinatoridae
Gene: CDC73
Product: cell division cycle 73
Exons: 17
Coding region: 26-1621 (531 amino acids)
Biological process (GO): positive regulation of transcription elongation by RNA polymerase II; transcription elongation by RNA polymerase II
Cellular component (GO): Cdc73/Paf1 complex
Molecular function (GO): RNA polymerase II complex binding
Source: RefSeq, a predicted model, not a curated record